Messenger RNA from Daucus carota subsp. sativus, 945 nucleotides. RefSeq lists its product as uncharacterized. NCBI's taxonomy places the organism in Eukaryota, Viridiplantae, Streptophyta, Magnoliopsida, Apiales, Apiaceae. The record is from RefSeq and is a predicted model, not a curated record. Bases 188 to 715 code for a protein of 175 amino acids. The transcript has 6 exons. Gene Ontology annotation, molecular function: calcium ion binding.
AAUGGCCGAUGGGCCGAUCAUCGAUUGUACAAAGGGGGGCGCUUUCUUGAUUACCUACUUAAUUGCACACCUUUCAAGUUGCUCCCUGACCUCCAUAAAUCAAAAUCUACCAGUACCAUUAUUAUUACAACAACUCGUAAUAAUCCCGUUAUUCUUGUGUUAUUUUCUAAAAAGAUAAAGAAAAACAAUGGGAAACACCUCCUCGAUGCUCACUCAAUAUGACAUUGAAGAAGUCCAAGAACACUGCAAUCACACCUUUUCUUUGCAAGAGAUAGCAUCAUUGUAUCAGAGGUUUUGUCAGCUGGAUCGCAACGGGGGUGGCUUUAUUUCUGCUGAGGAGUUCCUCUCCGUCCCCGAAUUCGCUGUCAAUCCCCUCUCUCAGAGAUUGUUCCGCAUGGUGGAUGGACUGAAUUUUAAAGAGUUUGUUGCUUUCUUGUCUGCAUUUAGUUCCCGGGCAACCCUGCAACAAAAAGUGGAAUUCAUUUUUAAGGUUUAUGAUUUGGAUGGCAAUGGAAAGGUUGCAUUCAACGAUAUGUUGGAUGUUUUGCGGGAUUUGACAGGGCAAUUUAUUUCUGAACAACAAAGGGAGCAAGUUCUGACUCAUGUUUUAGAAGAAGCAGGCUACAAAAAGGAUUCUUUCCUGGGUUUAGCUGACUUCAUGAAGAUACUUGGAAAUUCCGGACUGAAGAUGGAAGUUGAGGUUCCAGUAGAUUAAAAUGGAAUCAGUGACAUGUUUUUCAUCCUAGAAGUUGAAAUCCGACAUUGCUGUGCCAGUCCAUUAUAUGGAGAAUGUUGUAUUUAUUAUUAUUUGCCAUUGUAUCAUCCUGGUACAACAUGUACAUGGAUGAGACUGUUUAUGGAUAGCUGUACUAUAUAAUGCUUUUUGUAGACUUAGCAGUCACAAAUAGGUUUUACAUUAAUAAUAAGAUUAAAGGGUUCUUAACA